UGAUUUCAUUUCAGCCAGCUUGGACUCGUUGGCUUCGGGAUAGGCCGUAAAAACCACCCAACAAGGCGUUGUGGGGGAAAUACCGAGCCGAACCGAGAUUAAAUAAAGCUUUAGUUCAGUUUUAGGUGGAGAUAGAUUCUGAGAAAUGAGGGGAAGUCGACGGAAGUGGAAAAGGCUUCGCAUUUUUACGGUUUAAUUUGGUGGCUGACGUCGAUCGGAGCGUAAUGAGCAGAGUUGGAGAAAGAAGGAGCUGAGCAGCUUUUUUUUCCUCCCUUCCUCUGCUGAUCAGACAACUUGGACCGGACUGAACUGCGCUGUGAUCCGGGUGCAAACUAUGGACAGGAAGCUCUGAAGUUCCAGCGGCCGGGGCCUGGGGCUUGGAGGAGGGUUCAGGAGGUCCAUGCCCGACCCCCACAGCUGAGGCCCGAGCAAGAUGACUCAGCACCCGGGGGGCCCCCCAAACAACAAGUGAAGAGACGUAAGGAUGGGGGCCAAUGGAUCCAGUUAUCCACAUUCCUGCUCCCCGCGCAUCGGGGGAAACAUGCAGUCGCAGCAGACCUUUAUAGGAACGUCUUCGUACUCCCAACAGGGUUAUGGCUGGGAGUCCAAGCUGUACAGCCUGGAGCACGGCCAUGAGCGACCGGCGGACAGGAAGAAGAAGAGCCUGGGUCUGGCGACGCUCAAACGGCGGUUUAUCAAAAGGAGGAAGUCCAGCCGCUCAGCGGACCACGCCCGACAGAUGCGGGAGCUCCUGUCCGGUUGGGACGUCCGCGACACCAACGCCCUGGUGGAGGAGUAUGAGGGAACCGCCGCCCUCAAGGAGCUAAGCUUCCAGGCCAGCCUGGCCCGCGCCGAGGCCCCCAGCCUGCAGCGCGACCUGGCCGCGCUCUAUCAGCACAAGUACUGCACUGACGUGGAUCUCAUCUUCCAGGGAACCUGCUUCCCGGCUCACCGCGCCAUCCUGGCCGCCCGCUGCCCCUUCUUCAAGAACCUGCUGUCCUCUUCUCCUGGUUAUGGUGCCGAGGUCCUCAUGGAUGUCGACACGGCCGGCAUUGACGUGCCCAUGUUCUCCACUCUGCUUCAUUACCUGUACACGGGGGAGUUCGGGGUGGGCGGAGCCGAGGACAGCCGGCUGCAGAACGUGGACAUGCUGGUUCAGCUCAGCGAGGAGUUCGGUACGCCCAACUCCCUGGAAGCGGAUAUGAAGGGCUUGUUUGACUACAUGUGCUACUACGACGCUCUGCUCAGCUUCUCCUCUGACUCUGAGAUGAUCGACGGCUCCAACGAGAGAGGGGCGGUCGCCGCGGUGCCAAUGGGCUCAGGAGGCGGCGUCGGUGGCGGGGCGACCCCAGAGGAGGACCUCAGGGCCCACAAGGCCAUCCUCUCUGCGCGCUCGCCGUUCUUCAGGAACCUUUUACAGAGGCGCAUUCGCACGGGGGAGGAAAUGACGGAGCGCACGCUGCAGACGCCCACCAGGAUAGUUUUGGACGAGUCCAUCAUCCCACGGAAAUACGUGCAGGUCAUCCUCCACUGCAUGUACACGGACGUGGUGGACCUGGGGCUGGUGCUGCGCGGCAGCCCGUCGUCGUGCAGUUUGGGCGAGGUGCAGGCCCUCGUUUCAGGGUGCAGGGGGGCAAGCACGCGCACGGAGGAGGCCAUGGAGCUCUACCACAUCGCACUGUUUCUGGAGUUCAGCAUGUUGGCUCAAGGGUGCGAGGACAUCGUUGUGGAAAGUUUGUCCCUGGACUCUCUGGUCCCCAUCCUGAAGUGGAGCUCCCAGCCGUACGGCUCCAAGUGGGUUCACAGGCAGGCCAUGCACUUCCUGUGUGAGGAGUUCAGCCAGGUGGUGACCUCUGAUGUCCUGUACGAGCUCGGCAAAGAGCACCUUCUCAACGCCAUUCAGUCCGACUACCUGCAGGCGAGUGAACAGGACAUUCUGAAGUAUGUCGUAAAGUGGGGCGAGCAGCAGCUGAUUAAGAGGAUGGCAGACAGGGAGCCCAACCUACUGAGCGGCACAGCCCACAGCGUCAACAAGAGAGGCGUGAAAAGGCGAGACCUGGACGUGGAGGAGCUGAGGGAGAUCCUUUCUCCACUCCUGCCCUUCAUUCGGACGGAGCACAUCCUGCCUCCCAACAGUGACGUCCUCGCCGACGCUCUGAAGAGGGGUUUGAUCAGCACCCCUCCAUCAGACAUGCUGCCCACAGCCGAGGGGGGCAAGGCCAACGCCUGGCUGCGGCAGAAGAAUGCAGGGAUCUACGUCCGUCCGCGCCUCUUCUCUCCUUAUGUGGAGGAAGCCAAGUCUGUGCUUGAUGAGAUGAUGGUGGAGCAGACGGACCUGGUGCGUCUGAGACUGGUGCGCAUGUCCAACGUCCCUGACACUCUCUACAUGGUGAACAACGCCGUGCCUCAGUGCUGUCACAUGAUCAACCACCAGCAAAUGGCGGGCAGCUCCAGCACGGCUCCCUCCGUUGUGGCCAACGAAAUACCAGUGCCUCCUCUGUCUGUGGUGAAGGAUAUGAUCUGCAGGCUGCAUGAGCUGAGGCACACAGAGCAGGUCCAGCGGGCCUACGCCUUGAACUGUGGCGAGGGAGCCACGGUCAGCUACGAGCUGCAGCUGAGGGUGCUGAGGGAGUUUGGCCUUGCAGAUGGAGCCACGGAGCUGCUGCAGAACCCAUCCAAGUUCUUCCCAGAUGAGCGUUUUGGAGACGAGAGUCCGAUUCUGGCCCUGCGUCAAGUGGGCCGUUGCCGGGUCAACAGUAGUCCGGCUAUGGACAGCAUGAUAAUGGACCUGGAAGGAGUGGCAGGCUUCCACCCUCCGCUGCCUCCUCCGCCUCCUCCCUACCACCCUCCCGCCACGCCCAGCCACGCCCAGGUCAAAGGGGGCUGGCGACCCCGGGUUCCCAUGCCGACCCCGACCCGCUCCUUCUCCUACCCCUGCAACCGGACCCUGAUCCAGCGCCACGCUGCUUCCAAACAUGGCAGUUCAGAGUACUCCUCGGCACCCAGAUCCCAGCCUCCAGACUGCACCAACCCCCAGGCUAUGGGCCGACCUCUGCUGUCAAACCAGCAGGCGAUGGGGGUGGAGCCGAUGAUGAGGGAGUUCAUGCCGGACAUCGCGCUCGGCGUCUCGGUCAUGUCUCUGAGGGAGCAGCACAUGGCCGACAUGGAUGGCGAAGGCCCUCACAGCCCCAUGGGCCCUUCAGGCCACCACCUGCCCUGCUCUGCUGCGCGCCUCAGCCACGGUUACGGCCCUGGACACGGCCACUCCUGCAAGAGGCACGCUCCAGAACCCAAGCUGGAGGCCCAAGCGGAGUUCCCCGACCUGUACGACUUCUCCUGCAGACCCGUGACCCCGACCUCCGCCCAUCCUCUGCCCGCUUUCGCAGGACCGGAUCUCUACAGCCACAGCUGCACGCAGUCCAGCUCCUACCCCCCUCCUUACGUUUCUAACUGCCAGAGCCACGGCCACCUGCAGGGACGGACCGCCCCGGACCCGCUGCGACUGGACGUCCUCAGCUUAAAAUCCCAGAGACACGACGGCGUCCUCUCCAGUCCGUCUGGACCGCAGCCAAGGGCGGGUCCGUUCCCGAAGGGGCGGCCAAAUGAGACGGACCUCACCCACGGUUUGGGUCAUCUACGCUCCCCCAGUGGGAACAUGGACUGCUACGAAGAGAGACCCAGAGACGCUCCAGAGGAGAUGGUUCUGGGCGGAGAUCCGUCGGGUCCGGUUCCGCUCCAGCAGUCUCACAGUGUAGGCGAAGAACUCCUCAGAGACCGCAGAUCGCCCAGCAAACCGGACUACCCCUAUAAGAAAUCUGCACUUUAACCCCAGUUCAGGAGCCGGGGUUGAGUUGAAGGGAAAAGGGAAAAAUGCGAUGAGCACUAAGUGUGUGUGUGUGCGUGUGUGGGUGUGUGGGUGUGUGUGUACAAGAGUCAGAGAAAAGGGUUGUAGCUAGAGCUGGGCGAUUGCUUUUCAUUUUUACCACUUUUAUUUCAAAAUACGCAUUUUCUGUCAUCGGAAUAAAAAAAAUCAGAAUCUGGUCCUAAUAUUUUGUUGUAGAGUUGAUCUGAAUUCAAAAUCUAAAUAAAUAGAAGCUGUAAAACACGCUCGUCAAACAAGAUGGUGGCCUGGGGCGUGCUAACAUCUAAACUAUGGAAACCCAACAAGCACAUUGGUAAUAAAAAUCAAAUAAUUUUCCAAAAAUUAAAUCUUCAAAAGCGUAAUAAAUUAAUCGCCCAGCUCUAGCUGUAGCUGCUUCUGUCCUACCUCUACAGCGCUGCGCUCUCAUCACACAGAGUUUAGACAGGAAGCCGCUCUGCUCCCGGCUUCAUGCGGAUUUCCGCAAAUAUUCUCUCGAUUUUGGUCAGCUUGAGGUCUGCAGGAGACGCACCGAUCAGCGGAAACAUUUAAUCUGAGUUUAUGAGCCAGAGUAACAGCAGCACACGGACUCGGAGGAAGUGAUGCAACAAAACGUAGAGUUAGAACAUAGAUCCGCUCUGCUGGUUUCUCCUUCAUGUAGCAUUUCUGACGACACGUCCUCACCCCGAUCAUCUCUGACAGGAAGUACACUGCAAAAACACAACAUCUCACCAAGUAAUUUUUGGUCUAGUUUUUACUGCAAAUAUCUUAGUACACUUGCAAUGAGACACAAACUAACUUACAAAUAACCUUUCGGCAAGAUAUAUGAGCUUAUUUAAGCUAAUAAUUUAUUAACAUCAAUUUUAGAAAGUACUUG
This is a messenger RNA of Xiphophorus couchianus (Monterrey platyfish), 4736 nucleotides long. RefSeq names its product BTB (POZ) domain containing 7 (gene btbd7). Gene Ontology annotation, molecular function: protein binding. The transcript is spliced from 11 exons. The record is from RefSeq and is a predicted model, not a curated record. NCBI's taxonomy places the organism in Eukaryota, Metazoa, Chordata, Actinopteri, Cyprinodontiformes, Poeciliidae. Gene Ontology annotation, biological process: morphogenesis of a branching epithelium. Bases 485 to 3826 code for a protein of 1113 amino acids.